Molecule: messenger RNA, 1416 nt
Organism: Pelagomonas calceolata
Lineage: Eukaryota; Pelagophyceae; Pelagomonadales; Pelagomonadaceae
Source: the annotation of a GenBank genome assembly
CUCUGCGUACGCAUCAUUAUUACUUCAGCCAGCUGUGGACUGAAGCAGUACGACAACAACGUUGCCUUAGCCUGCAUCUCGGACCAAUUUGAACGAGCCAGUAAUUUGCACGCACGACAAACGCCCGGAAGCAUUUUUGUACGGGACGCGAACGCGCAGCGUUGCGAAAACGAACGCGUGCGAAUGAAUUUCAUAUCCUCACUCCUGGGCCGUCACCGCGACGACGGCGCGUCGACCGAACCGCUCACCACCGCUGAGCUCCUGGGCCUCCGGGACGCGGCGCUGCGCGUCGGCCGGCGGUGGCUGGAGAGGUGCGACGACGACGGCGCUGUACGCACGCUCGCGGGACCGUGCGGCAGAGACGCGCUCGAGGCGGCCUGUGCCGCCGCAUCGCAUCGCGGAACGACUGACGACGACGCGAUCGCGCUCGGCGCACGUCGGGCCCUCGAAAGCAUGGUGUUGACGGACGAUUCCUCCGAGGCGGCGCCGGGCGACGUCGAGGACCUCGCGACGCUCGCGUGCGUCGUACGCCUCUUCGUCGACGACGACGAAGGCGCCGCCGCGCUCGUGAGGACGCUCGCCGACGCGUGUGAUAGUCGGCGCCUGCCGGCGGCGGGCCGCGCCGUCGCCGAGGCCGUCGCCGUCGCCUACUCAGACGUCGCGGCCGUCGUCGGUGCCGCGCCGCUGGCGUUUGCCAUGGAGACCCUCACUCCAGGACUCCUGUGUGAUGCGCUCGCCGGCACGCUGCCGCUCGACGCGCUGGUCGUGGUCUGGGAUCACGUCUUCGCGGCGGGCGAAGUGGGCCUCCUCCGCGCCCUCGUCGCCUGUGUGGGCGUCGCGCGCGAGACGCUGGUGGCCGCCGCGCGCCGGCGGCAGAAGGGCGACAACACCAGUGCACUGGCCCACGACGUCGUUUCGGAUCUGUGCCGCGACGCCGACGCGGGGGCGCUGGCGCGCGAGAUCGAGCGGCUGAGCCGCCGCGAGGACGUGAGCGCCCUCCUCGGUGAUGAUUUGCGGCACGCCGUGGGUACCGCGGCCACGCUGACGCGCGCCGAACUUCGCCGGCGCCUCUUGUCGUAUGACGUCGAUGGCGAUGGUGUUCUGGAAGCUUCCGAGGCGCUCGACGCCGCCCGCGCGCUCGGUGGUGACGACGAAGACACGUCGCUCGUCGCGCGCGCCGCGGUCCUCGCCGCGCGCUCGGGCUCCGUGACCGUGGCAGCGCUCGAACGCGCGGCCCUCGGCGACGACUCCAUCGCGCGCUGCCUCGGCGGCGCUGUUGAUCCCGCCGGCGGCUCGACGGCCGCGCCCUCUUCGCGAGCGCCGAGCCCCACCACGCCCGCAAGCCCGGCGAUGCCGCCGCCGCCCGUUGACGCGCCGCCGGCUUGCUUCUCAUGUGUCUUCGCGAAGUCUGCGUAA